CUUGCCUUUCAUGGGUUCUAUCUUAACGGGCAUCCUUUUUGGACAAAUAUUCUCCCAGUGUGUCAGGAGGAAUGGUGAUGACCCCUGCUUGCCUCUAAGGCAAAGUGCUUUCCUUGGGGGAGGAGACAAGCUGGGAGCCUGAGGUAAAAGGAUCAAACGUUCCUGACUUACUAUGUUCACAUCUCAAAAAUGCCCGUGCGCACGCACACAAGAACACAACGGGGUUCAGUAGUGAGCUCUGUGUGAAGGCCCUGGGGCAACCCCCAGCUCCCCAGCACACACACAUACACACACAAAGUGGAAACCUUUGAAAUGGAAAGAUAGGUGGAGUCAAUUUGAAAUCAAGAUAAGAGAGGGCUGUUAUAUUUUCUACCUUUCAUACUAGCUAAAAAAAAAAAAAAGUCCCACAUCUGAGCCCAGGGUAGGACAGCACAUAAAAACAGAAAAACCGGAGGGUUAGAAGGAAUCAUCAAGGCGAGGAGGCCUCCGAGCGUUAAGGCGCUAAGGUGCGUUAAGGUUCGAGCUAAGAAGUGCCUUGGUGAAGGAGGAAAGGCGCUUCUGCAAGCUUAGCGAGAGACGGAGGCUGCUGCUACAGACUGGAAUUUCUCCAUCUCUGGGCAGCCCCAGAGCGCGCAGCCUCAGCAAGCAUCUUCUUGGCUGCCCCCGGGUCCCUCUGUCUUCAUGGAUUAUACUCUUGAGCCCAAUGCAACGACAAUGACUGAUUACUACUAUUCUGAUCUCAUCCCAAGUCCCUGUGAGGAGGGAAUCAGCACCAGGAGCAGCAAGUUGCUGCAUGUCACUAUUUACUGCCUCCUGUUUGUCUUUGGUCUUUUGGGAAACAGCCUGGUCAUCUUGGUCCUCGUGGCCUGCAAGAAGCUGAAGAGCAUCACGGACAUCUACCUGUUGAACCUGGCCUUGUCUGAUCUGCUUUUUGUCUUUUCUUUGCCCUUCCAAGCCUACUACCAGCUGGACCAGUGGGUGUUUGGGACCGUAAUGUGUAAAAUGGUCUCUGGCCUUUAUUACAUUGGCUUCUUCAGCAGCAUGUUCUUUGUCACCCUCAUGAGCUUGGACAGGUACCUGGCUAUUGUCCAUGCUGUGUAUGCCGUGAAAGUGAGGACAGCCAGGAUGGGCACAGGCCUGAGCCUGGCAGUGUGGCUGGCCACUUUUCUGGCCACCAGCCCAUUGUUAAUGUUUUACCAAGAGGCCUCCGAAGAUGGCGUUCUAAAGUGUUAUUUAUUUUACAAUGAGGAGGCUCUGAAGUGGAAGAUCUUCAUCCACUUUGAAAUUAACAUUGUGGGCUUGCUGGUCCCAUUCACCAUCUUUAUGCUCUGCUAUAUCAGCAUCCUACGUCAGCUGAGGAAUUGCCAGAACCAGCAGAAGACCAGAGCCAUCAUGCUGGUGCUCAUUGUGGUAGUGGCAUCUUUGGUCUUCUGGGUCCCAUUCAAUGUGGUCCUCUUCGUCACGUCCCUGCACAGUCUGCACAUCUUGAAUGGGUGUGGCAUGAGCCAGUGGCUGAGUUCUGCCACCCACAUCACGCAGACCAUUUCCUUCACUCACUGCUGCAUGAACCCUGUUAUCUAUGCUUUUGUGGGCGAGAAGUUCAAGAAACACCUCUUAGAACUAUUUCAGAAAUGUUCCAGCCACAUCUUUCUCUACAUGGGAAGACAAAUUUCCAGGGAGGGCUGGGAAAAGUCCUCCUUCUCCCACCAGCGCUCCUCCCAUUCCUCCAGCGUGGACUGCAUCUUGUGAGGAAGGUGUUUCUCCCUGUACUUCUUUAAAAACAACCAUUACUUUGUUGGACUCUGGCUAGGAGAAGGGGAACUCUUAGAACUUUGGUUACAGACCUAAGACUUGGUUUAUGAUACCUAAUGAAUUCCUAUUACAAAUUAAUCUCAACUUUCAAAAACACUGAGCUACUAUUUUACUAUUUUGCUGAGUUACUAUUUUAAUUGUGGAAUAUACUCUAUAUAUUCCACAAUUAAGUAUAAUGGUAGCAGUAGGGUAUUUUUUAAACAUUAUGUUAGCAGCAGAUUAAAGAUGUUACCUUCUAUUCUUGGUUUUCUGUGUGUAUUUAUCAUAUAUGAAUCUAAAUUUUAUUAAAGUCUUUUUUUCUUACCCAU
Molecule: messenger RNA, 2120 nt
Organism: Chinchilla lanigera (long-tailed chinchilla)
Lineage: Eukaryota; Metazoa; Chordata; Mammalia; Rodentia; Chinchillidae
Gene: Ccr8
Product: chemokine (C-C motif) receptor 8
Exons: 2
Coding region: 682-1749 (355 amino acids)
Biological process (GO): chemotaxis; G protein-coupled receptor signaling pathway; positive regulation of cytosolic calcium ion concentration
Cellular component (GO): membrane
Molecular function (GO): C-C chemokine receptor activity
Source: RefSeq, a predicted model, not a curated record